Messenger RNA from Mycena citricolor, 362 nucleotides. The record is from the annotation of a GenBank genome assembly. NCBI's taxonomy places the organism in Eukaryota, Fungi, Basidiomycota, Agaricomycetes, Agaricales, Mycenaceae.
CGGAACCUCCCUGGCCCACCGUCAACAUCGUGGCGGACAGGCCACUUGUCCCACUUGUACAAUCCCGCCGGGAUGUCCUGGCACCACGAUCUCACGCAGAACUACGGGAGCGUCGUCAAAAUUAACGGAAUCAUGGGGGACGAGCACUUGUACGUUGCCGAUCCGCUGGCACUCCACCAGAUCACGGUCAAGGACCAGGACGUCUUUGAGCAGACGAAGAUGUUUGUUCAGGGCAACAGCGUCAUCUUCGGCGAUGGUCUGCUCUCGACGGUGACCGACCACCAUCGGAACCAGCGCCGCAUCCUCAACCCGAUCUUCUCCAGCAAGAACAUGCGCGAGCUCUGUCCGGCUGUGUUUGAGGU